Molecule: messenger RNA, 1367 nt
Organism: Pseudopodoces humilis (Tibetan ground-tit)
Lineage: Eukaryota; Metazoa; Chordata; Aves; Passeriformes; Paridae
Biological process (GO): protein localization to cell surface; synaptic transmission, cholinergic
Cellular component (GO): neuronal cell body; intracellular membrane-bounded organelle; neuron projection
Source: RefSeq, a predicted model, not a curated record
CGCGGCCCGGCCGCGGGAAGGCGGCGGGGAGGCGGCGGCCAUGGCGCUGUCGCCCGUACAGCAGGUGUUGGUCUCGGCCGUGCUGGUGCUCUGCGUCUUCGUCGUCAUGCCCAGGAUGUUCGCGGGAGGAGGCGGAGGGCGGCCCGGCCGGUCUCCGCGGGGCGGCAAGGCCGGCCCCGGCCAUUACGAUCCCCGUCAGCACGGCAGAGGUAGUCCUCAGACAGUUUAUCAAGUUCACCGGAAUCCAGGGAAUUCUGACAGUAAUACUUACCAGAGUAUUCAACAGAUGAGAAAUGCAAUGGAAAAAGAGAUAAAAAAUGAGAGAACGAGAGGAAAUGGUCGAGAGUUAGCAUUCACCCUCAUGCCACUGUAUGCUCUUGGAGUGGGAAUGUUUGCAGCUUACAAACUUCUUAAGAUGAAGUCACAUGAAGAAAGCCACUCCAAAAAGGAAAAAAGUACAGAAGACAAGGCAAAGGAAACAGAGCAUCAGCUUUUAGAACUGGAGCAACAUCUAGCACAGACAGAGAAAAUGUUAAAUUCUUUAUUGACUCAGUUGGAUCCACUUUCAAACUGUGUCAAUGCUUUAGCUUGCGAGCAGAAAGAUGAAAUAAUGACACAGCUCCAAUCAAUUAGACGACUGAUGAAAGAAAGUGGAUUGGAUAAAUCAGAAAACAAGAUGAAAGAUCUUGGACACAUUUGUAAUGAGAAACUUGAAGAUCUCAUUCAGUCAUUUGCUGAACAUUCUCAAGAAAAAGAAAUGAACAACAGAGAAGAUGACUGUAAUGAAGAUUUGCUUGAGGAUAUUGAUAAUGAUUACAAAAUAGAAGAGCAUGAAUUACACAGUGAAUGUGAAAUACAUCAGAUGGAGGCAGAUGUUGUAGAAGAUGAAGAAAUGAUAAACAGAGAUGCCAUUGAGUCUCAAGAAGAGAUGGGACUGAGGAGACGCAAUAGAUAUGAAUGGAAUCUGCAUAUGUAAAACUUCCAAAAGCUUAUGAAUUCUUUUUCUAAUGUUGUAUGCACUUUAAACUGAAAUGAAGUUAUGUGCACUGCUAUAUGCUUUAAAAAGAGGGGUGAAAUGCUGCCUUUGCUUGUAUCUAUGACAAUUCUGUAACAGACUUCAGUGGCAGCAGAAUUUUACUCAGGAUGUUUACAUAUUUUUUCUAUUUAUUUUUCCCUAUAAAAAUAUUUCUGUACUCUGUAUAUAAUGCACUGUAAUUAUAUCUGAUGCUUCACUAAAGUAUUAUAAUAACUUCUAAUUGAGACUAUAAAGAAUAGAUGUUUCAUAAAUGUUUUGUAAUUAGAAAGCAUUAUGCCACUUGAACUGUGACUUCCUUGAGUUCAUUAAAGAGCAUGCACUGAUGAAUUCA